Messenger RNA from Paraglomus occultum, 867 nucleotides. The record is from the annotation of a GenBank genome assembly. Lineage: Eukaryota; Fungi; Glomeromycota; Glomeromycetes; Paraglomerales; Paraglomeraceae.
CAGAAGAAUCUCGUUUACCUAUGGGGGUACUUAUGGAUCAAUUGGUACAAGAAAAAUUGGUGGAAUCUUUUUGCUCGAGCCUCAUAUUCAAAAGCAUUACCAUUAGCAAGAACCACUAUGCUGGUAGAAUCACACUGGCGCGUCCUCAAACACAAUUAUAAACGUAAUUGUAACCGACCUCGUUUGGAUCGCUUGACACAGAUUUUAACAAACGAAUUAAUUCCCGAUCAAAUAGACAACUGGGAAAAGUACUGCGGUAAUCGUACAUUCCCGUCAUGGUGGGGGGCGUUCAAACAAGACUGGAAAACUGCACUAGAAAAGGAAGUCAAUACGGAUACAACGUAUUAUACUGAUAUCGAAAGAUGGAUUUGUUCAUGUCCUGCAUUCGUAGGCAGUACUUAUCUGUUAUGUAAACAUCUUGUAGAAAGAUACACAGCUGAAAAUCCAAACUUUUUUCCUCAGUUUGUUCUUACGAAACGAAGGCACGAUUAUCCACUAAUCUGUUUCGGAAGUGAGAAUGUUCCAAGUAUUGAGCCAGCAAAUAGUCCCUGGAAUAAUUUUGUUGAGGAUUCUUCCACUGAAUUUGAAAAUGAAUUAGAAAAUAGUGACGAGUUAAGCUUGCGUGAUCGAAAUGAGUUGAUUGACUUUAGAAAAGCUGAAGUGGAAGAGGACAAGAAAACAUUCGAGGCUUUAUUAGAAAUCGUUUCAGACAAUGUUGAUAAUGAUCCCUUCUACAAUAUUUAUAAAAAGCUGAAACAAACGUUAACAAGUGAGGCUGUGGCUUGCCAGGAAGCAUUGAGAGCUAGAAGACAACAAAGAACUUGGAACCCUCCACGCAGAUCUAAACUUGCCUUUUGGUUAAGAUAG